ACUCGCCUUUCAUUUGUUUCUCUUUUGGAGCGCUCGUAUUUGUUGUACAAUCCGUUAACUCUUACAAAAUUACACACGUUUUACACUUAAUGAUAAACUAUGAAAAGAAAAAUCAUAAAAAGUUAAUUGUAGAUUGCAGACAUAUGUUGUUCUGAUUAAACCUUCUAAUGGAAAUGCAUAUUUACUUUUAUUUCCAAUUAAUUAUCUCCUUACAAGUGUGCCUAAACCAAGUACUACGACCUGAUGCCGCUAAUGUGGUGCCCUUUGCACCCGCAACACCACCGUUACCAUCGAAAUGCGCGCCCAAAUCCUCUACAAGUGUGCCGAAAAAUGCAUUGCAAUUUCGUUUACCUUUCAUGGAUAUGAAUAUUCAAAAUGAGCGCAACUUACAUAUUAUGCAGGAAAUCUCGACUGAACAAAUUUUCAUCCUGCAUGGCAACGAGUUAUAUACACUGAUCGUGAGCGGAGUGGAAAAGCGUUUAUCCUUGGCUGGCGUGUUGGCUGGUGGUGUGCGGCAACAUGAACCCAUAGCAGCGGAGGUGAUUGCUUGGCGCAAUUAUUUGCUGCUUGUUGUGGCUUUGGAAGAAUAUUUGGAGAUUUAUCAAUUGAAUGCCGUUGUAUUGGCGCAAAACGCUGAGGCGGCAAAAUUAUUCCAAGUUAAUAAGGACACUAUAACGAAUUUCGAACCAAUACAACAGCUAACCAUAAAUGGUAGAUUUCGUAAACUUUUCCUCUUCAGUGCUCAUGAGGGACAAAUCAUGCUUUUAACGGCCGUGAAUUACACAAAACUACAAUCAAAAUUACGUACUUAUGAGUGGUCGAAUACCUUCUUUGAGUUGGUGGAAGAUCUUACAAUACCAGCUAUACACGUGUUGAAAGUAAUUGGCACCACACCGAAAUUUUUGCUUAGUGGACGUCUUAUAAAACAUCAGGGACGGACUAUAGUCGUUGUUUAUGAAGUUAGCACAACCGAUUUGCAUUUACGCAAUCGUCAAACACUCACGAUACCCUCGACCAUCAUACAUGCUUACACUUUUCAUGGACGAAAUUAUCUGAUUGGAUGUGCGGCACAACAGCAGAAAUGCAAUAGUUUUUGGAUGAAGCGUGAUGAGACACAAUUCUCACUCUAUCGAAAUUUUAACGGUAAAGAAUUGACCUUCGAACGCUUCGGCGCGGGAAAGCAUUUUUUGGUUGGUACAAACCAGAGAGCUGUUAAUGCUUAUCCGAACGCGCGUAUGGACUGCUAUGCGAGCUACACGGCAAAAGAAAGCGAUGUCAGUCAAAUAAUAACCCAUGUGAGUGCGCAGAAUGAAUCGUUUGUAUUGCUGAGUUACCGGCGACCGUUUAAUACUUUGUUGCGUAUUUUCGAGGUUAUCACAGCGGAUGGCCAGAGUUUGGGUGCGCCAUUGGCAAUGAAUGAAACUCUGCUCGAAGAUUUCAAUAUACUACAACUACACCGACACGAGUUCGAAGGAACCGUGCAACGUCUUCGCAGUUUGUUGUUGCAACGUAAAGCCGCUAUGGACACCUUUCGGAAAGCUGCACUUAUUUUACGUCCUAAAAUUAAGACAUUGAAAGCGCCUCAUCCGGUCCGGCUGCAAGCGGGCAAUGUAGGGAUUAUUAAAAUUGUGGCUGAGUCGCUACAGAGUCCACUGCAAUUAUUGAGGCGUGUGGAGGAGUUACGUGCGCCCCAACGUAGUGCACGUUUCAUGCGAGCAGUACACCAAAAACCUGGCUUCGUAUUAGAUAUCCCGCCUGUGGCACGGAUUCGUCGCCUGCAUGUCGGUAAUCUUUUGUACAAUGGCUCACUUCUACCCGGUUUCCACUUGGAUAAUACAUCAAGUACUCGACAACCUGUUCUCUCCAUACGCUCCGCAAUACGCACCAAAGUGCUGAGCACAUCGCAGUUACUGACACGGCAAUCGUUUCGAACUCGACGUGAGAAUUCUGAAGAAUCUCGCAAUGCGCCUAUCAUGGUGGGCGAACUAAGCGUGGAGCGCAUCAAUAAUGUUUCAGUAAAUGAGUUUUUCAACUCGUUGUUUUUACGUAAUCGCGAUCGUAAACUGAAAGGUGUUCUAAAAUUGCAAGGUGAAGCGAAAGUGGACUCCCUAUGGACACCAAUACUAAAUGAUUUAGUGGUUGCCCAACUUUUCAACCUGAAGGAGCCACAGGUAGUAAGCUCGAAAAUGAUGAUAGACACAAUAAAUGCGAAGGAAAUGCAGGCGAAUUUGGUAAAUGGCUUAAAUUUCACCGAAGAUAUAGCGUUUAGUGGCCGAGAUGACUUAAUUGAAGGUCCAAUUGAAAUGAAAAAAAUGAGCAUAGCCGGUGAUCUAAUAGUUGAUUACCAACCGAAAGUGGAGCGUAGCAACGAUGAUACGAAAUUACAGUUUCAUCAGUUCUACACAGGCAAAGUAAUCAUUAACGGCACUUUAACGGUGGAUAAUUUGGAACUUGAUAACAGCCUGUCAACGGAGGUUUUUGUGAAUGGUCAAGCUUUUGACAAGUCGACAUUGAGAGAGACUUACUUGCUACAAAAUACACCUCAGAAUAUACGCGCAGCUAUUCAUUUUGGUAAUGCUAAAGUAACCAUACCUAAAUUUACAACCACAUUUUUAAAUGACCACCACACCGCACAACAUUUACUCGCCAGUGGUCACCAAAUGUUAGAGACGCCACUUUUACUCAUAUUUAUGCAAGCCCAAGUAGAUGGUGACGUUAUCUGUAAGGCAUAUAAAUCAAAUUUACUGGAAUUAUCCGAGGAUGUCGUGCGUCGUGGCGACUCAGAAAUUAUAACCGGUUUCAAGAUAUUCCAGUCACCACUCACCGUGGAACACCUAACGGCAGCAAAGUUAAAAAAUUUGUCCACAAGUGACUUGGUUAUGAAGUCGCAACUGAAGAGUGAAUACCAUUUCUUUGGUAAAAAAUCUUUCGAUAGAUUCGUGGUUACCAAGAACACAUUUGUGGAACAGCAUUUAAAUUACACUUAUUUGAAUGGCAUAAAUUUAAAAGCACCAUUAAAACGGGAUCAUUUUUUCAAGCACCUGUAUAUGCCAUAUCAACUACAAGCAACAAAUAUCGUCCUACAUAAGAUCAAUGGUAUCUCCUUCGAUAAGAUCUUCGACAGGUUGUCCGUGGAGAAUGAGAAGCUUGUGCUGCAUAAAGAUUUAUUAGUCAAGGGCAAUGUGGAAUUCCUCGAAAACUUGCAAGUGGAUAACAUAAAUGACAUAAAAUGGAUGGACUAUGUUGCGGAUUUAGUGCGCAACAAUGAGAAUGCGGUAAUAAAUGGUUCCACAGUAUUUAUGCAAGGACUGACUGUGAAAAAUAUGCUAAAAACGCCUCUAAUAAAUAAUAUUGAUAUGCGUGAUGUCUUCAGCAAUGUCCUCUUAAAGUCCAAACCUCAGCAAAUAACUGGCAACUAUACUUUUGGCAAUUUGCGCUUAACCAAUCUUGACGUCAAGACUAUAAAUGAUGAAUCCACAAAGACUUUUAUCGAUACGCGCACAGAAGAGGUUGUCUUAGCAGGUGAUCUAAUCUUAUCAAAGCUCACUGUACAAGGCGAUGUGAAUGGCAAAUUCGAGAACUCGUUUCGUUACACUUCCCUCAAUGAGCAACUGCAGCAGCUACCACAGCGACGUUGGCGCAAUCUGAUUGUGCAUGGUAAUGCUUAUUGGAAUGAGUCUGCUGCCAGCAGCACGAAACAAUACGAGCUGCUGCAAUAUCUUUAUAGACAUGCGGUGCGACGCAGCGGCGAUCAAGUAAUUUCGGGUACUGUCUAUAUGACACAGCCCAUCAUAAGUAGAAUGUGUACGCGCACCACAUUUCCUAAAGGCGUGGAUCUAAAAUACAUAGCGCGUGAUUGCCUGUUAAAAAAUACUACCGCACCGCAGACCAUUACCAGCGGCAAGUUGUUUCAUAAACCGUUGCGUUUACAGCGUGCUUUGGUCAAUGGUCCAUUGCGUGUUACUACAUUGAAUACGAUAGAUGUGCAACGUUUUCAUGCGUCCCUAUAUCGCGUUUCUAGUGACAUGCCGAUCGAAGGUCCCUUGUAUUUCAAAAUACCACCCAUCGUCGGACAACUGCUAGUGCAGGGUCUCGUUAAUGGCAUGCCUACCUCGCAGAUAUAUACCACCUCGAAUGGUUUGAUGCCGCCAGUAAAGAUGUAUAGCUUAGUGGUUGAUGAGAAUAUAGAAAUUGGUGAUGUGAACGAUUUGAGUCUUGAUUAUUUGCUGUCGAAACGCGUAAAGCUGAACGGCGAACCGCAGAAUGUAGAAGGCUUCUUGGUAUUUGAAAACCUGAUUUUAAAUAAUGAAAUUUUGCUGCAGUCAAUAAACGGCAUACCGGUCGAUGAUAUGGUGUUCAAGGAAAGUGGCCAUGUACAAGUGAUUGAUGGACAAAAGUUGGUUGAAGGCAAUCUAAUUUUUAAUGGACCUGUGCAUGUUUUAAAUUUGAAUGGCGAACGUUUGGUAGAUAUGUAUAAACAGAGCAUUCUCACAGCGGCUAACUAUCAUUUCGACAAUCUCACCAUUGACCAAGGCACAUUUGUAAAGGGGUUGGUGCUCGUUGGCAACAUGCCGAUGAAAUCUAAGCUUAGAACUAUGCAAACUGGUGAGACAAGUGAGAAACUUUCAGAUAUGCUACAAGUGGAGGCCGAUCCAGAAGAUGUCAUUGACCUGGAAGAUAAUGACGCCUACCGCGAAGAAUUAACCGAUGCGGUGGAUGAGUUGUCCAAACUGCUUAGCACACAGAAUGCAUGUUUGAGCCAACACAACAAUGUCAGCCAGCAACAUUUGCUUUAUCUGGAUUUCGACUUCAGCACGGAGGUUCUGAAACAUUAUGCCAACGAAAGCGUGGAUGAGACCUUUCUCACUAAUCUGCAGCACAUUUCUAUGUGCGAGCAUCGAUUGCUACAGGUGCAGUUCGCUGCAGAGAGCCGUCGUCUGUUCAUCACCAAUGUUACCAGCAGCUACUUGACGGCGCGCACAGACACCAUAUGGGUGAAGACACAAAACUAUUGUGACGAUCGCUAUAAAAAGGUGAAGAGCAAAGUAACGGUGACUGGUCGUAAAGUUGCGAAAGUUUUCGGCAUGAAAAAGUUCAUUGAGAGCGUAGAAUUACUUGUGAGCGACAAGCAGCACACGUUCCUGCUGCUGCAUGCUGUCGAUGAGACACGUAAUCGUAAUGAGGUGCGCGUUUUGCGCAUCAACGAUGAACGCGACGAUAUCGCAGAUUGGCAAACGAUACCCUUUGGUAUGGGCAAGUCCAUGCGUCUUUUCAAGUUCAAAAAUUUUACAGCAUUACUUAGUAGUGCGGUGGUGAACAAUCAACAUGUAGUGACCAUUUAUCAUUUUAAUCCUGAAACGGAACACUUCAAGCUCGCACAAGUUAUUGAUGGUCCAUAUGAUGUGUUGGAGAUGGUGGCUUUGCAACCACAACGUUAUCAAUUGCUGUUAAGUUGCCACAAAUGCCAUAACGUCAACGUUUACGAAUUGACUCGCGAAAGCGUAAGCUCGUAUAAGCUUCUGCAAAUCAUAAAAUUGCCAAUGCGCAUUGAUAAGUUGCAUACAUUCACCAUGGGCGAUGGUGAAUUGUUCCUAUUGACUUUGGGUGAGCAGCAACAGGAUUUCUAUUAUUUGCACAGAUAUGCCUUCAUACAGGGUUGGGUGCUUAGCACUUUCGGUUAUUUCCGGAAUAUACAACUGGCUGUGCCGCUGAGUGACAUGCUAUCAUCGUCAACCGGCAAUGAUUUGUUGCUAUUGUUGUGCGGUGGCGAUGAAAGCGGUAGAUGCAACGCGGUGCGUGCAUUUACUCAACAAUCAUUAUAAUUUAUUAAUUCGCUUAUUUCAUUAAAAUGUUUCUUUGUAAAUAUAUAUGUAUGUAUA
Bactrocera latifrons is the source of this 5879-nucleotide messenger RNA. RefSeq lists its product as uncharacterized. NCBI's taxonomy places the organism in Eukaryota, Metazoa, Arthropoda, Insecta, Diptera, Tephritidae. The record is from RefSeq and is a predicted model, not a curated record. Gene Ontology annotation, cellular component: cell surface. Bases 168 to 5822 code for a protein of 1884 amino acids. The transcript is spliced from 9 exons. Gene Ontology annotation, molecular function: heparin binding.